AGGGAGAUGUGGAAUAGGAGGAAAUGGAAAUGUCAGAGAAAGAAAGGCGUGAAAUAAGAAAGAGGAGAAGGCGGCAAAGAAGACUGAAGGGGAGGACGGAGAGGGUGCAGCCUCUUCCUGCCUCCUGCCCUGCCCUCCGCCGGGCCCUCCUCACCGUGCCCGAGGCGGACGUGUCCGUGCUAUGGCCACGGGCAGUCAGGGCAGGCCGUUUGAGAAACGGCGCGGUUGGCCCUGAGCCCGCGGAGUGCCGGGGCAGCGCCCAUCGCCCAGGUACCGAGGGUCGCGUGGCACUGGCCAGCGCCCGUCAGUCUUCGCCGACCCGCGCUCCGACCAGCAUCAUGGCGUCCCCUCGAGCGGCGCUGAUUGUGCUCCUGGCGGUGAUAGGAACCGCCACGUCCGAUAAGUUAGGUGGGCAUCACCACCACUCCAGUCAUCACAGCAGUCACCACGCCAGUCACCAUGACAGUCAUCACGGAAGCCACCAGCAGCAGUCUCCGUCACGCCAGAGGUCGUCGGGCUACACCUUCCCGCCGCCGCUGCCCUCUAUGGCAGCAGCGGGCAUGGUGGCUCCGCCGCCCGACUCCUCCGAGGAGGACUCCGGGUACGCCUAUCCCGCUCCUGCCCGCUCGUUUGAUCCUUCGGGUGGAGACGCCAACUCGCCCCCAAGCCCCUUCUACGAGCGUCCCAGCAACGUCCAAUUCCGCUCAAGACGUCCUUCUCAGUCCUUCGGCCACGCGUCGCACCACGACGAGGAGUCCUCGGAAGAGAGGUCCGAUUCCGCACUCAGUCUCCUCGGGGACUCGUUUGUAGGCUCUUCCGGAGGAACCUUCGGGUAUUCCCUCCGUGUUCCCAAAAAUCCUUUCGAUAAAUUUGCAGCUUUAAAGGAUUCUUCUGAUUCGUCUGAAGACAGUACCCUGGAAGCCGUGGGUGAUGCGUUCACAGAUUCGUCUGAGAAGACUGUUGGGUAUUCUUAUCCUGUGCCCGCAGUUCCCUUCGAUGCCCUGGGAAACGACGAUUCCUCGGAAGAGGAUGAUGCCAUCGAGGCUGUGGGCGACGCUUUCAUCGGUUCCUCUGAGAAAACUACUGGCUAUAACUAUCCUGUCCCAGCCAUUCCCUUUGACGCCCUGGGAGACGAAGAAGAUUCCUCCGAAGAAACUUCCGGCUAUGCUUACCCUGUCCCGGCGCAGUCUUUCAGCGCAUUUGGGUCAACAGGCUUAAGAGCUCCACAACCUCCAGGACGUUUGUAUGCUGCUCCUUCGGACGAUUCUUCUGAGGAACACCACUCCUCUUCAGAAGACCCUCGUGAAGCAGUAGGAGAUUCCUUUAUCAAUUCCGCAGAGAAAACGACCGGGUACAACUACCCCGUGCCUCAGAUUCCCUUUGACGCUCUUGGCGAGCAAGACGACUCCUCUGAGGAAUCGGGUCCUCUAGAGGCUGUGGGAGACGCAUUCAUAGGUUCCUCUGAGAAGACUACUAGGUACAAUUAUCCCGUGCCUGAGAUUCCUUUCGAUGCUUUGGGAGAUGAAGAUUCCUCAGAAGAAGACUCAGGAUAUGCCUACCCUGUUCCAUCAGAAGCUUUCAGUGCUUUUGGAUCAAGCAGCCUAAGAGCUCCAGGGCUUAAAUAUUUACCUCCAACAGAGGAAUCCUCUGAAGAAGAAUCAGGAUAUGCCUAUCCUGUCCCGGCCAAAGCCUUCAAUGUCUUCGGAUCAAGCAGCCUAAGAGCUCCGGGUCAACUCUACUCGGCUCCCUCAGAUGACUCCUCUGAGGAGUCCUCCUCAGAAGACCCACGUGAAACUGUAGGGGAUUCUUUUGUAGGUCCCUCGGAAAAGACUACAGGAUACAACUACCCUGUGCCCCAGAUUCCCUUCGAUGCCCUUGGAGACGAAGACUCUUCUGAGGAGGCAGAUCCUUUGGAGGCUAUUGGGGAUGCCUUUACAGAUUCCUCUGAGAAAACUGUAGGUUAUAAUUAUCCCGUUCCUAAAAAUCCAUUCAAUGCUCUCGGAGACGAAGACAAUUCAUCUGAAGAGUCGGACCCCUUGGGAACCCUAGGGGACGCCUUUGUAGGUUCCUCAGAGAAAACUACAGGUUAUAACUAUCCUGUUCCUCAGAUUCCCUUCGAUGCCCUCGGAGAUGAAGAGGAUUCAUCCGAAGAAACAUUGGCUGUCCUUGGAGACGCCUUUGUAGGGUCCUCAGAAAAAACAACUGGCUAUAAUUACCCUGUUCCUAGCAUUCCCUUCGACGCUUUAGGAGAACAGGAAGACUCUUCUGAAGAGUCUGAGUUGGAAGCUGUCGGAGAUGCCUUUAUUGGCUCCUCGGAAAAAACUGUAGGCUACAAUUACCCUGUUCCUGCCAUUCCUUUUGAUGCCCUGGGAGACGAGGAAGAGGACGACUCCUCCGAGGAAAUCUCAGGGUACUCCUACCGCGUACCAGCAGAAGAAUUCAAUGCCUUGGGAUCAACAAGCCUGAAGGCUCCCAGCACUGAAUACUUCCUGCCAGACACUUCGGUCUUUUCGACCACUUCCGUGGGCACUCGGCCAAGGAACAGGCCUCACAACACAGGCAGUGGCAACGCUCCUACCUUCUUUGCACCUGUAGAAUCUCGGCCACGGGUUUCCAAUGCAUACCUGCCACCAACUACCCAGGCUCCUCCAAGAAGGACCUAUCUAGCGCCAAGCACACCGAGACCUUCAACCUCCCGGCCGUCGACGAUUUACCAACAGCCAGCUACAGAGGCCCCGAGAACUUAUUUGCCACCGACUACACAGCCUCCAAGUAGGACUUACCAAAGGCCAAGUACACAAGCACCAAGAAGGACUUACCAACGGCCAACUACUGAAGCACCGAGGACUUACCUACCGCCAUCUACUCAGGCUCCAAGAAGGACUUACCAACAGCCUGCUACAGAGGCCUCUAGGACUUACUUGCCUCCAUCUACACAAGCUCCAAGAAGAACUUACCAACAGCCAACCACUGAAGCUCCUAGGGCUUACCUACCACCAUCUACGCAGGCCCCAAGAAGGACUUACCAACAGCCUGCUACAGAGGCCCCUAGAACAUACCUGCCACCAACGACUAAGGCCCCAAGAAGGACUUACCUUGCACCUAGCAGGAGGGAUGACUCUGAUGAAGAUACGUCCAGGACCUUGAGCUCGAGUCACAGAGGAGCGAGCAGUUCCCUGUCGCAUUUCACAGUCCGCACCCAUGACUUCUCGAGCGGCAUCAGCAGCACCUUGGAUCGCAUCUCAAGCAGCCAACGAAAGCACGGGAGUGAGCGCCGUGUCAAACAGUUCUAUGCAGCUCCUGAAGAAGAUGAAGAUGAUGAUGAAAGCUCAGAGGAAGAUUCCGAGGAGACUUUCACUCACAGGCCCGUGAAUCAGUUGUACAGUGCGCCCUCAACCACCCAGAAACCCCCUAGUCAGUUUUAUGGUGCACCGUCAACAACUCACAGGCCAGCAACAACCCGUACACCACCGAGUCCAUUUUACAAUGCACCUUCAACAACCCAGAGACCCCCGAGUCAGUUUUAUGGUGCACCGUCAACAACUCACAGACCAUCAACAACCAAUACACCACUGAGUCCAUUUUACAAUGCACCUUCAACAACCCAGAGAUCACCAAGCCCAUUUUACAAUGCACCACCAACAACUCAAAAAGCUGCACCAUCUACAACCCACAGACCCAUAAGUCAACUGUAUAGGGCACCAUCAACUACUCCAAGACCAACAACAACACAAAGACCCCCAAGCCCAUUUUAUGGUGCACCAUCAACAACGCCCAAUCCUGUGAGACAGCUGUACAGUGCCCCAUCGACCACUUCGAGUACUGUAAGUCAGCUCUACCUGGCACCGUCAACAACUUCUAGACCAGUGAGUCAGCUCUAUGUUGCUCCAUCAACAACAACUCACAGACCUGUAAUUCGAACGUAUCUGGCUCCGGAAACUGAGAAGCCUGUAAGUCGCGUCUAUGGCGUUCCAUCUGAGAACUCUGAUGAAGAGCCUUCAACACACAGACCGCCAAGUCGAGUUUACGGCGCACCGGCUCAGGAGGAGGACGCCUCUGAGGAAUCGAAGGUCAGCUUCCCACCAAGAAGCCACUUCUCUAGCCACUCUUCCGCCGAGGGGCAGUCCUUGUUCGUGAGGAUGGAAGACCAUGAGGAAGAGGAAGGGGACAGCGAUGAGGAAAGUAAACUCCCAGUUUUCAUCCUCCUGAAGGGGAAGCAAAAUAACCGGAUUCCAACAACAUAUGGCUCCUUUAACCAACAAAAGGAUAGUGAUGAGGAUGUAAAUCUUCGCCUUUUCUUGCCAUACAUCGCUGGUGAAGGAAGACGCGGUACUUUUGGCAGCCUGAGACUCCCUCCUUCCUCUGUGCCAGGCGUAGAAAAACUGGCGGACCUGAAGCCCACUCAGCUGACCGACCAAGUCUCCGGCUACCUCACGGAGCUCGAUCACCCGGGAAGUUCCAGGUUCCUCUCCAUCCUGUCUCGACGCGUGACGGAGAGCGACGAGGAUAGCAGCAGCGAAGAAAGUGACGAGGAAGAUGAAGAAGAUGAGGAAGAGGAAGAAGAGGAAAAGGAAGAGGAAGAAGUAACACCACCAACAAGUUUCCUUUCCGGCCGGACUUCCCGUGGGCGAGUUCGAGGAAGGCCCGUGCAUAGAAUAGGAAGCAGUCGUUCUGCGCCCUAUGGCUAGGUCACGCCGGGUCAGUCGAUGGUUUUCUAAUCGCAUCUUGGGACCGCUGCCUGUCUACGUAUUAAAUCGUUAUAUCCAAACGUUGUUCAUAUUUCUUAAUGUGCACAAGCAUAUAUUUAUGCGACAAGUGUCUUCUCGUGUCCCAUAAAAAUAUUAAGAUGUCUUGGCUUAAAAAGGAUGUCCUAUCGUUUCAGAGGCGAUAUAUUCUUGAAAUAACUUGAUUAUAUAUUGAUAAGCAGACCUUUUUCUACUCUAUGUACAGCCAUUGCAUCAUAUCGCUGUACAAAUGCUGCCUUGUCACGUGCGAUGGGCACAAGACUACAAAGCCGGUGGUGGGCGCCAUGGAAAUUCUCAAGCUUGCACAAUCUUCGCCGUUUAAUGAAUUUCGAGCGAAUCUUUCAGUUCUCUUUAUCGAAUGUAUACUAGAUGGACAAUCUAUCUAUUUAUCUAUUUAUCUAUAUAUGCUAUCUGUAUUUCCCCCUUCUACAUAUUUAUUAUUAUAUUUAUUUAUACAAUGGAAGAAAUUCAUACGAAUCAAA
This is a messenger RNA of Penaeus monodon (black tiger shrimp), 5227 nucleotides long. Its product is annotated as nuclear pore complex protein DDB_G0274915-like. NCBI's taxonomy places the organism in Eukaryota, Metazoa, Arthropoda, Malacostraca, Decapoda, Penaeidae. The record is from RefSeq and is a predicted model, not a curated record. Bases 24 to 4688 code for a protein of 1554 amino acids. The transcript is spliced from 4 exons.